AUGUCCGAAUCAAAACAGAAUAUUGUCAUAAUCGGCGGCGGCAUCAUCGGCUGUACCUCUGCAUACUUCCUCUCGUCGCACCCUUCCUUCGAUCCGUCAAAGCACUCGAUAACACUCCUCGAACCCACCGCUAUCGCAGGUGGAGCCUCUGGGAAAGCCGGCGGAUUGCUAGCUUUAUGGGCCUACCCCUCGUGCAUCGUCCCACUCAGCUACCGCCUGCACAAAGAGCUCGCCGAGAAGCACAACGGCAAGGAUAGAUGGGGCUACCGCGGGGUACAUUGCGGACAGGUCGAGUUCGACACAAAGUCCACAUCGAAAAGGAAAGAAACAAAGGAGUCGGAAGAUCUCAGUUUGCAGAAGCGCGACACCGAGUCCCGCCGCACACUGAGGCGCAAAGGCGUGCCUGGCGAAUUGGACUGGAUACACGCUGAUAUCCUGCGCGCGUAUGAUGAGAUGGGCACGCCGGAUACGACAGCACAAGUCCAUCCAUACCAAUUCACGACGAGCAUGGCGGCUCUCGCGCAGGAAUCUGGGGUAAAGAUUGUGUAUGGCGCGGCCACACAUAUAAAUAAGGACUCAUCCGAUGCCGUGGAGAGCGUGACGUAUACCUCCAAAGACGACAAGAACGAAUAUAAAAUACCCGCAAGUAUAGCGAUUCUUGCUGCAGGUCCUUGGACACAUACGAUACUUCCCAGCGUCCCGAUAUCUGCGAUGCGAGCGCACAGCGUAACGAUACGGCCUAGUCGACCUGUAAGUGCGUUUUGUCUGUUCACGCAAAUCAGAGGCGGUAUGAUGGCGACGCCGGAGAUAUAUGCGCGGCCGAAUAACGAGGUGUAUGCGUGUGGCGAGGGAGACGAGGACGUUGCGUUGCCGACAACGAGUGACUUGGUGCAUAUUAAUGACGAACGGUGCAUGGAGAUUGUGAAGCAGGUAGGGAGUAUAAGUGACGAGCUUAGGUGCGGGGAGACGCUGGUAAAGCAGGCUUGUUAUUUACCAAAUGUCAGAGGAGGUGGAGGACCAUUGAUUGGAGAGACCGGUACGAAGGGUUUACUCAUUGCGGCAGGACAUACGUGUUGGGGUAUACAGAAUGCGCCGGCGACAGGGAUGCUAAUUAGUGAGAUCGUGUGGGAAGGAAAGGCGAAGAGUGCGCAUAUAGAGAGUUUGGAUCCAAGGAAAUUCAUGACCUGA
Pseudovirgaria hyperparasitica is the source of this 1188-nucleotide messenger RNA. RefSeq names its product FAD dependent oxidoreductase. The transcript has a single exon. The coding region runs from base 1 to 1188 and encodes 395 amino acids. Gene Ontology annotation, cellular component: cytoplasm; late endosome. Gene Ontology annotation, biological process: retrograde transport, endosome to Golgi. The record is from RefSeq and is a predicted model, not a curated record. Lineage: Eukaryota; Fungi; Ascomycota; Dothideomycetes; Acrospermales; Acrospermaceae. Gene Ontology annotation, molecular function: oxidoreductase activity.